Tetrahymena thermophila SB210 is the source of this 153-nucleotide messenger RNA. RefSeq lists its product as hypothetical. The transcript has 2 exons. The record is from RefSeq and is a predicted model, not a curated record. NCBI's taxonomy places the organism in Eukaryota, Ciliophora, Oligohymenophorea, Hymenostomatida, Tetrahymenidae.
AUGAUUGCUUAAGUAUUCGAAAAAAAUAGCUUCUUUAUUGAAAAUUGUUCAUUUUAUUUAGAAGAUUGUGAAAAUGUUCACUCAGAAAAGAAAAGAUAACAAUAUAAUCAAGUGGAUAGAAAUCUCUUAAUAAAAAAUAAUGUGGGGAACUGA